Messenger RNA from Scleropages formosus (Asian bonytongue), 1917 nucleotides. RefSeq names its product regulation of nuclear pre-mRNA domain-containing protein 1A-like. The transcript has 8 exons. Bases 264 to 1046 code for a protein of 260 amino acids. Gene Ontology annotation, biological process: mRNA 3'-end processing. The record is from RefSeq and is a predicted model, not a curated record. Lineage: Eukaryota; Metazoa; Chordata; Actinopteri; Osteoglossiformes; Osteoglossidae. Gene Ontology annotation, molecular function: RNA polymerase II complex binding.
UUUUCGAGGACCGGGAGCUCGGAAGUGGAAAAGAGAGAAGGAAGGAAGGAAAGAAAGAAAGAAAGAAACAAAGAUAGAAGGAAAGAAACAACGACUGGAGUUAUCAUUUUUGUUGCCCCCAGGAGGCAGCUCUGGAAAAGAAGCUGUCGGAGCUGAGCAAUUCGCAGCAGAGCGUGCAGACGCUCUCGCUAUGGCUGAUCCACCACAGAAAGCACUCGAAAACCAUCGUGAGUGUGUGGUACAGAGAGCUCCUGAAAGCCAAAAUGUCACGCAAACUGACUUUCCUGUACCUGGCCAACGAUGUCAUCCAGAACAGCAAACGGAAGGGCCCGGAAUUCACACAAGACUUUGCCCCAGUCAUCGUUGAUGCAUUCAGGCAUGUUUCCAGCGAGGGUGAGGAGGGGUGUAAGAAGCAUUUGGACCGUGUGCUGGAAAUCUGGCAAGAGAGGGCGGUGUAUGAAAACGAUGUGCUUGAGCAGCUCAGCCAGGUUCUCCACGGUGAUAAGAAGUCAAGGAAGCGACCCUACGAAGAAAUCAAACUUUCAGACGAUGACUACCCCUGCCAGAGUUCUCCUGGAGAGCCUCCACAGACUGCAGAGCUUAUUCGGGCCCUCCAGGAGCUGGAGAACGCAGCCUCUGGAGACUCAGUGCUGCGCCAGCGCAUCUCCUCCCUACCUCCAGAAGUCCAAGACACAUCGCUGCUCCACAGGAUCACAGACAAGGAGUCAGGGGAACGCCUGUCCAGGCUAGUAGAAGAGGCGUGUCUGCUUCUGGCUGACUACAGUGGACGCCUAGCUGCGGAAAUUGAUGACCGAAGACAGCUCACACGCACACUUGCCCUCUUCCUACAGAGUCAGCGUAAUGGCCUGGCCCAGAAUGAACAGAAGUUGGAAGAGUAUAAACACAAGCUGGCACGGGUGUCCCAGGUUCGGAAGGAGUUGCGCUCUCGACUAAGCAGCCUGCCGGACCUCUCUCUGCUCCCGAACGUGACAGGCGGGCACAUGCACCUGCCUUCAUCUGGAGACCUCUACAGUCCUUCUGACUGACACACCUCCUUCUCUUUGCCCUUUUGACACAAUCUGCUUCUCAACCCAUAUGCUUCUGAUUGUAUGGGUGUCACCCCGUUUGUCAUCUUCCUGCCUUAUAAAUGGAAAAACAGAUCUCUCUUUGCUGAAACUGAUCACAUACUUUUCCCACAUUUAGAUCUCUGAGCUUCAUCAUACCUGCAUUCUUAGCAUGUUGUCUUGUUUACAAGCUCUUCUUCCUCAUGUCCGUAAUGAUCCAUCACAGUAUCCCAUUCUGAUCAACACUGGUCAAAAUAUUGUUGUGACGUUAUUUUUUAUCUAUAGUGACUUUAGAUUACAGCACAGAAAUAUAAAUUGUAUAUUAAGUGGUUCUAAUUAAAUUGUGCAGUACAGUAUAUCAUAUAUUCAGCUACAGUAUUUUAUUACGGUUGUCCUCAUAUGUUGGUUUGAAAUUUUUGGAAUUCAUUACUAACUGCACAAUUUCAGGUUUCUGGCAAUUCCUGUGUGCUUUCUUGAGUAAGGAUGUUUGAUAUUUAAAGAUGUUAUAAAACACUUAAAACAUUAACAAAGAGGUACAGUAGAUAUCAAAUUCUUGUCAGGGUAGAACCAGGGAAAAUAUGUCAUGUAAUUCUGGUGGCAAAAGAAUUAAACAUUUAUUUUAUGUGGGCUUUUUUUUUUUUUUUCUGAGAAGAUCAUUGCAUACAUACUUAUGCUGUCAUUAAUAAAUGCACCUAGAAUGCUUGCAGGAUAAGUGUACCAAUUCAGUCACUCUUACCAGUUUUGAGUUAUACACUACCCUGAUACCCUGAUCAUUUAAGCCUUCCCCUUGGGUAUAAUUUUCAUGUACAUGUUUUUUUACUAUCUUAAACCAGUACUACAGAAUGGAAGGAGC